This is a messenger RNA of Callithrix jacchus (white-tufted-ear marmoset), 3792 nucleotides long. The record is from RefSeq and is a predicted model, not a curated record. Lineage: Eukaryota; Metazoa; Chordata; Mammalia; Primates; Cebidae.
AUGCGUGUUCAGUCCUCCUGGGCCUUCUGCUUUGCCUUCCUCUCUUUCAAGCAGCCAUGGCUGCAGAGAUUCAAGCCGCUGUCUCUUCCUUCAGGGCUGGGCACGGAGCCCAGAAUCCAGGUGACGGCUGGGCAGGAUGGAGUCAGGGCAGACUGCACGUCGGCUGGCUGGUUCCCCAAGCCCUGGGUGGAAUGGAGAGACUUCAGGGGCCAAGCGAGGCCCGCUGUGACAAAUCUCUCAGCUUCAGCCACCACUGGGCUCUGGGCUGUGGCGUCCAGCUUGACCCUCUGGGACAGGGCUGUGGAGGGUCUCUCCUGCUCCAUCUCCAGCCCCCUUCUCCCUGAGCAGAGGAAGGUAGCUGAGAGCCGCCUGCCCGAAUCUUCUCCAGCUACCUUUUCCAGAAGCUCCGGGUUCACGGCAUGGAAAGCAGCUCUGCCUCUGAUCCUCGUUGCAGUGGGACUCCUGAUAGCUGGAGGCCUCUGUAUCUUCUGGAAACGUCAAAGGGAAAAGAAUAAAAGAUGGCUGGAAGAAGAGAGGGAGCGAAGAGAAGAGGAGCAGCAGCCGCCCACCGGCAGCGGUGAGGCUGAGCCAUGGCGCGUGAGCCUGAAGCUGGACCCGGACACCGCGAGCCCCAAGCUCAGCCUGUCGGAGGAUGGGAGAAGCGUGUGGCGGCUGCUGUUCCCACAGGACCUGCCCCCCGGCCCCGGGAGGUUCGAGCCGGAGCCCUGCGUCCUGGGCCGGGAGCGCUUCUGGACGGGGAGCCAUCGCUGGGAGGUGGAGGUGGGCCGCAGGAGGGCCUGGGUGCUCGGCGUGUGUGCGGAGGGCUUGCCGCGGAAGGGCAGGAUCCCCAAGGCCCCGCGGCACGGAGUCUGGGCGCUGGAGCUGUACGGGAGGCGCUGCCGGGCCCUGUCCUACCCCAGGACGCGCCUCCAGCUGGCCCGGCCCCUCCAGCGGGUGGCCGUCACCCUGGACUGCCACGCCAGCAGCGUCUCCUUCCACAGCGGGACGGACGGCUCCCUGCUCUACACGUUCUCUGGACUCGCCGCUGGGCCCCUGCGGCCAUUCUUCUGUCUCUGGACGCACGACCCCUGUCCCCUGAUCAUCUGCCCAGUGGGCCCAGAGACCGGGAAAGGUACUGCCGACCCCAGAGACCUCUGGCCUUCCCCGGGAAACUCCAGUGGGGGAGACACUGUCCUCGAAAGACAAGGACACUCCCCGGGCGAGGCUCACAUUCUCGCCCAGCCCUGUCCAGCACCGGGAGGAACGUGCAGCCCCUGAAGCUCAACAGGACUGUGUCUGAGGGUGCGGCCCAGGGCCGCGAUCCCCCGUCCCAGCUCCACACUUCUCCUGUAAAAUGAUGGCGCUGUGGUAGGCACUGAAUUGUGCCCCUUCGAAGGUUGAAGUCCUAACCCCGCGACCUCCAAAUGUGGCUGUGUUUGGAGAUAAGCCCUUUAGAGAGGGAACUGAGGUCAAAGGAGGUCAUGAUGUGUCCCUGAUCCUACAGGGCUGGUGUCUCCACAGAGGGGAGGUCAGGUCACAGGCACAGAGGCCUGGCCCUGGGAGGGUCUGCGGAGAAGCCCAGGAGAGAGGCUGAGGGGAAACGGCCCUGCCAACAGACGCCUUGGCUCGGCCACCAGCCUGCAGGACUGGAGAAGGUCAGUGUCCGCCUUUAGGCCAGGCCUGCCGUCCUUUGUUACCGAGGCCCAGGCAGAUUAAUAAUAAAGAGCAGUCAGUACACCCCUGGGCUCCUCUGUGACAGGCAGAACUUGGGGCACGUGCAGAACCAGCAGCCCAGGGCCCUCUGCUGCUCCAUAAACAGCAGUCCUCCUCCUCUUCCUCCCCCUCCUCCUCCCUCCUUCUGCCUUCUCCUCCCCAUUUCCUUUCCCCUCCCCCUCCUUCCCUUCCUCUUCUUCCUCCACUCCUCCCCCUUCCUCAUCCCCCUGACGGUCCCCCAGAUGUCUGGUCUUCCUGGAAUCGAUCUGCUCUCCCUCCCUCCCCGUGAUGUGUUAUCAAAGGGCCACCCAGAGGCCAAAGGUCCCAGGCCUUGUUGACUUACCCUUGGCAUCAGUCAGGAUCAAAUCUGAGCAGAAGCCACACCAGCAGUUUGACAGAGAGAAUGAGCCAGAAAGAAGUGUUCUCCAGGCAUCGGAGAACCCAGACGACAAGGACACUGUCCUUCAGGGUGCUAGCGCUCAGCUCCUGAAGCAGCGCCCACCCCAUGGCUGGGAAGGCAGGCAGCUCAGGGGAGGAGCCCUCGGAGGUGAGGGGCCCCCAGUGCGGCUGGGAAAAUGCAAACUGGUCACACACUGUGAGGUUGGACAACCCUGGGCGGGACGAGGAUGGACUGACCCCUGAACGCGCCCUCUGGCCGCCAGCUGCGGGGUCAAAUAGGGAGCAGCUGAUGGGAGCCUUGCAGGCCUGUCUCCACCCAGCCAGGGAGCACUUGGGAGCGCCCUGAGGCUGCCCAGCUAAGUUCAGCACACCUGGGGGUUUAAAACCAUGUGAAUUUCCUGUGGUCCCAGCCUCUCAGGAGGCUAGGACAGGAGGAUCGCUGGAGCCCAGGAGUCUGAGGCUGCAGUGAUCUGUGAUCAUGGUGCCACACUCCAGCCUGGGCCACACAGAGAGACUGUCUCUAAUUUAAACAAACAAAAAACGACGGCACGAAUGUAUUCUCUCCCAAUCCUGGGGACCUCGUCUGAAAUCAGAGUCACAGGGCUGGCUUCUCCUGAACCCUCUGAGGAAGGCUCCUUCCCAGCUCCUGGUGGCUGCUGGCCCCCUUGGCUUGUGGAAGCGCCGCUCCAACCCCUGCCUCUGUCACGCGCGGCUCUCUUCUCUCCAUGGGUCUGCAUCUCAAAUCGCCCUACCCUUUCCCCAUGAGGACAUGCAGUCAAUGGCCUUGGGGCCACCCUAAGCCAGCAGUGUCUCAUCUUCAGAGCCACAAGAAGGGAUCUUAAUUCCAUCUGCUGAGACCCUUUCUCCAAUAGGGUGCCCAUUCGCAGAUACCAGGCACUACAACUUGGACGUACCAUUUUGGGGGGCCCCAUUCAGCCCAGUACAGUGAGUUGUGAGGUCUCAAUGACCCUCACACCUCCCAGAAAACAACGGACUCCACCAGGACCCUGUCGGGGUCUGUCAGCCUUUGGGAGAGAAAAGUGCCUUGGACAAAGGUGAAAUCCAUUUUAUAAAGGUAUUCCGGAUUCCCAGUUCUCAGAGUCCACCGUCAGAGCACUAGCGCGGUUAGCGGUGUGGCCAGAAAUCGCCAUGGAAGAAGGUGGGCUCGGAGCUGGGCUCUGGAGAGAGGGUAGAAUGGGUGUGGGUGGAAACAGGAUCGGACAGAGCCUUUGCCCUCCCCACUGGCAGCUCCCCCAUCACCACCAAGCUCUGCAGGUGACUUCCUUCAGCCUCAGGCUGACACACAAUUGUAAAAAAAGUUUAUUUCUCUUUCCUGAUUAUUAAGAUAAUACUGAUACAUAAGAAAGUGUGCCCAUUUUAAGUGUGCAGUUGGAUGAGUUUUGACCCUUGUGUAUAAUCACACCCCCUGCAGGAGAUUAACACUUCCUCCCUAAACGUUCCCCCCAAUCCCUUAGUAACCGACCCACUCUCCCCAGCCCCUGUCCCAAGCGACCACUGAUCUGCCCUCUACAGUUUGAAUUCACUCUUGGUCUUUCUUUGGGAUAACAAGUCUGUUAAAAUCCAGCAACCUUCCUGGUGCAGCUGGGCCCAUAAGCACCGUCUUACUCCAGCUCUUCUCUUGGAUGCGUCUGUAUUGUUUCCCAUCCCUCGUUGCCUGUU